This is a messenger RNA of Stegastes partitus (bicolor damselfish), 4515 nucleotides long. It is a transcript of the gene eif4g2b, whose product is annotated as eukaryotic translation initiation factor 4, gamma 2b. Gene Ontology annotation, molecular function: mRNA binding; translation initiation factor activity; protein binding. Gene Ontology annotation, cellular component: eukaryotic translation initiation factor 4F complex. Lineage: Eukaryota; Metazoa; Chordata; Actinopteri; Pomacentridae. The record is from RefSeq and is a predicted model, not a curated record. The transcript has 21 exons. The coding region runs from base 1 to 2886 and encodes 961 amino acids.
AUGGGAUGGCGAUACAGGGACGGUCGACUGGAAAUCUUAGCUGCCAGCCACGCUGCUGUGCCCCAUUUCACUGCACCAUGGUGCGGCGUUAACGCUGGGUUUGCAGCACCGUUUUCCCCAUCCCCUCCUAUUAUUCUUAUUCUUUUGAGUAUUCUUCAUUGUCAAGCCGCCAAAGUGGAGAGUGUGAUUGCAGAAGGGGGUGCUUCUCGUUUCAGUGCUUCUUCGGGGGGAGGAGGUGGUAGGGGUGCACCUCAGCACUAUCCCAAGACUGUCGGCAACAGCGAGUUCCUGGGGAAAACCCCAGGGCAAAGCGUUCAGAGAUGGGUUCCUUCACGAAGCACUAGACGAGAUGUCAACUCCAGCAAUGAAAAAGAGCGACACGAUGCAAUCUUCAGGAAAGUGAGGGGCAUACUCAACAAACUCACACCUGAGAAGUUUGACAAGCUAUGCCUUGAGCUCCUGAACGUGGGCGUAGAUUCAAAACUCGUCCUUAAAGGAAUCAUCUUGCUGAUUGUAGACAAAGCCUUAGAAGAGCCGAAGUAUAGCUCGCUCUAUGCUCAGCUAUGUCUGCGCUUGGCAGAGGACGCACCAAACUUUGAUGGCCCUUCAUCUGAGAUCCAAACAUCCCAAAAGCAGAGCACAACCUUCAGAAGACUGCUGAUUUCCAAGCUUCAAGAUGAAUUUGAAAACCGCACCAGAAAUGUUGAAAUCUAUGACAAACAUGACAACCCUCUUACUUCUGAGGAAGAGGAGCAGCGUGCCAUUGCCAAGAUCAAAAUGCUUGGCAACAUUAAAUUCAUCGGGGAACUUGGCAAACUCGACCUCAUCCAUGAAUCUAUCCUUCAUAAGUGCAUCAAAACACUUCUGGAAAAGAAGAAGAGAGUCCAGCUUAAGGAUAUGGGGGAGGAUCUGGAAUGCCUCUGUCAGAUAAUGAGAACAGUGGGGCCGAGACUCGACCAUGAGAAAGCAAAGUCUUUAAUGGAUCAGUACUUUGGCCGUAUGCGAUCCUUAAUGAACAACAAGGAGUUGCCCGCUAGGAUCCGCUUCCUGCUGCAAGAUACAGUGGAACUGCGAGAAAACAACUGGGUCCCCCGCAAGGCUUUCAUCGACAACGGACCAAAGACGAUUAACCAGAUCCGUCAGGAUGCAGUGAAAGAUUUGGGUGUUUUCAUCCCAGCGCCCAUGUCUCAGGGGAUGAGGAUGGACUUCUUCCUGGAAAGCCCUUUCAUGCCCAACAGAAUGAAACUGGACAGGGAGACUCUCGGGGGAUUGGCUGACAUGUUUGGACAAAUGCCAGGCAGUGGGAUUGGAACUGGCCCGGGGGUUAUUCAGGACAGGUACUCUCCCACUAUGGGACGCCAUCGCACCAACCCGCUCUUCAACGGUCAUGGGGGCCACAUUGCCCCUCCACCACAGUCACAGUUUGACAUGGGGCCCAAGUCAUUUGUUAAGUCCAACCAGGUUCAGAACCAACAUUUCCUCAAUCAGAACCAGAACCACCUGGCCCAGCAGCAGGCCCAGUCUAAGGAUAUGCCUCCUCGAUUCAGCAAGAAAGGACAGCUCAAUGCAGACGAGAUCAGCCUCAGGCCUGCUCAGUCAUUCCUCCUCAAUAAGAACCAGGUGCCCAAGCUCCAGCCCCAGAUCCCCACCAUGAUGCCUCCCAGUGCCCAGCCUCCACGCACUCAAACCCCCCCUCUGGGACAGCCUCCACAGCUUGGCCUAAAGACCAACCCCCCACCCAUUCAAGAGAAACCUCAGAAGACAAACAAGAAACCACCUCCUGCCAGGGAGGAGCUUCUUAAGAUGACGGAGGCAGUUAUGGCUGAGUACCUCAACACUAAGAACCUGACAGAGGCUGUGAGCGGUGUGCGAGAGAUGAAGGCUCCGAAGCAUUUCCUGCCAGAGAUGCUCAGUAAGAUCAUAGUGUGUUCCCUGGAUCGUCCUGAUGAGGACAAGGAGCAUGCCAGCACACUGAUUCACAUGCUGCGCACUGAGGGACUCAUCACUGGAGAGAACUUCAUGCAGGCUUUCCUUACCGUCCUGGACCAGUGCCCUAAGAUCGAGCUGGACGUGCCUCUGGUGAAGUCCUACCUGGCCCAGUUUGCGGCCCGGGCCAUCAUCGCAGAGCUGGUGAGUGUGGCGGAGCUGGCUCACCCCCUGGAGAACGGCACCCACUUCCCCCUCUUCCUGCUCUGCCUGCAACAGACGGCCAAGCUGAAGGACCGUGAGUGGCUCACCGACCUCUUCCAGCAGAGCAAGGUCAACAUGCAAAAGAUGCUUCCAGAAAUCGAUCAGAACAAGGACCGCAUGCUGGAGAUCCUGGAGGGGAAGGGCCUGAGCUUCCUGUUCCCACUGCUGAAGCUGGAGAAGGAGCUGCUGAAGCAAAUAAAGGCAGACCCCUCUCCACAAUCCAUCUACAAGUGGAUUAAAGACAAUAUCUCGCCCAAGCUUCACACUGAUAAAGGCUUUGUCAACAUCCUCAUGACCAGUUUCCUCCAGUACAUCUCCCAGGAGCUGUGCGUGGCAGAGGGCGAUGAGCAGCUGGCAGCCCCCUCCAAAGAGCAGCUGGAACAGGAGAAACAGCUGCUGCUGGCCUUCAAGCCCGUCAUGCAGAAGUUCCUGCACGACCAUACCGAGCUGCAGGUCAGCGCCCUGUAUGCCUUGCAGGUGCACUGCAAUGCCAGCGGGUUUCCUAAAGGCAUGCUGCUGCGCUACUUUGUCAACUUCUACGACAUGGAGAUCAUUGAAGAAGAAGCCUUCCUUGCAUGGAAAGAAGAUAUUACCCAAGAAUUCCCUGGAAAAGGAAAAGCUUUAUUCCAGGUAAACCAGUGGCUCACCUGGCUGGAGACAGCAGAGGAGGAGGAGUCUGAGGACGAAGCAGACUGAGAAACCAAGCAGAAGUGUCAUGGCGUAGAUCGACCUAUCUUAUUAUUAGACUCGCCUUUCCUUUAUUAAACUCCAUGCUUAAUUUAACCACUACUACGUGGCACUCAGCUGCUUCUGUCUUGCAAAUAUAAACCGAAAGCUUGUACAUGUAGGGCCUCGUGCUACCACCCGCACCAUGACGAUAGGCUGAGAAGCAUUGUGUGAUCUGUUGCCUAAUGGAUGUUUGAUUUUUUUUUUUUUUUUUUUUUUAAAUCUUGUCCUGAUCGGCUACAUGAAUUCUUGAAGUCCAGAGUGGCUCAACCAUGUGUUUCUUUGUUUUUUGCUCUGAUUAUAUUAGGUUUGUAACUUUUUUUUUUUUUCACUGUAUUGCAUGUUUUUCAUUUCCACUCAAUUUUUACUGAUUUGAACCUCCCUCGCUAGGAAAUGUGUUUAUUUAAAAACAUGUAGGAUUUGCCCCUAAAUGAGUCAAAUUAGUGAUGCUCUUUGCUAAUGCUAGUUAAUAGCAUACAACAAUUAACAAAGGUGUUGUCAGCGAGCUGCUUUGUGAUCUUCUGUCAGGGUGGAUUCCCUUCCAUCACGCUCUGACGCAAUGCUUAAACACAGCAGAGCGAAGGCUGCAGAGAGAUCCAUAUAGUGAAAAUCAAGACAAUAUGUGACUUUCAGCCUUUGUUUCAGAAAGUGUGAAUGUCAAGAGGGUCUACUGAAGUGAGAAUGAAGCAUAAGCUGGCAAAAAUAUUUCAUAACAAAUUAAGGUGCGUGCUUAGUCAACCAAUGCUCACUAAACUUGUUCCGCUUUUUAUUUUUUAAAUAAAAGUGCUCUUCAUAGUUGCUGAUGAUGAGCAUGUUCUUUUUUUUAAAUAUAUAUAUAUAUAUAUAUAGAUAUAUAUACAUAUAUAUAUACAUAUAUAUAUAUAUAUAAUUUCUCCAUCAGGAGAUUUCUCCCUUUUGUAAUCUGUACCUCUUUGUUGUCUUUUAUUACAUGAGUGGUUGCAAUACUCAUCCUCCAAAUGUUACAAUAUUUUAAAAAGAACUGUAAUCAUUGGUGUGCCGCCGUAACGUUUCAAAGUUGCCUGUGUUUCUACCUCUUAGUUAGAUGGGCUUUUUGUUUUGUGCUGGGAUUAUAAUAAAGUCUACUAAGAAGAAUCUAAAGCCCGAGCAAAUGCUGAAGUAUUUGAUUUAGUCCUGACCUAAUUGCACAAAAAUUUAUUGAAGCUGACGUUUCCAAGAAAGCUUCACACAGUUUACAAGUAUUAAUAUUUAAAGAACGAAAGAAAUUUGUUUUUAGGAAUUCGGCAGCUCUUCUUUGAGAAGUGCACCUGUUAAAUGGAGGAGUUUCAGAGUUUUGUCUCCCACAAUUUAGAGUGGCAGUUUGACUGUGGCCUGUUUGAUUUAGAAAAGUGUUACUUAAAUUGGCAUUAUAGAAAAAAGAAAAAAAAAAAAAUAGGUUGUUGAUUUCCCCUCUCAAAAAUGUAACAGGUAAACAAAUGAUUAACAUGGAGUUUUACCCAAGAAUUGUGCUCACAAGCCAUGUUUAUGUAUAAGGCAAUGGAUCUGAAUCUUAUUGUAAGGUAUUCAUAAAUAUUGUGCACCUCUAUUGCUUUAAUGUCAAUAAAGUCCAGUACAUGAGCA